AUGAAUUUUUUGACUCAAAAAGUCCGUACCAUCACUUUGCUAUCAAGGAUCCCACAGUCUAUCAUUUACGAACAUCGGCAUAUUCCGGAAAAGACUCCCGAACAUCACAACAAUCCUGUGGUGGAAAAGCUUCUCAAGGAAGACCUGUGCGGGUAUCCACCGUAUCAAGCUCGCAAAAUCCGUCCCGGGUUCCAAGAUGCUAUCAUGAUUCGUGAUUACAAGCGGAGGCAGAUAGCAGCUCACUUCUCCGAUCUACGCAUACGUUUGAAUGCAUUGCGCAAGAACACCAUUCUUCCAAAUGAGAUACGGGAUUUAGCCAGUCUCCAGAUUGCGUCUUUACCCCGAGACAGCCACUGGACUCGCAUUCUCAGUCGUUGUGUUGUGACUUCACGACGAAGAGGAUGUAAAACGCGUUGGAAAGUAUCACGUAUUAUUUGGCGUAAGUAUGCCGAUUACAAUCAUAUGUCUGGAGUACUGUGGGCAGCCUGGAGUUCUACUUGCCGUAGCACUCGUCGUCAUAUGUGUUGGCCACCGGCCAAAGGCAUCUCUGUGAAUGACUAUAUCUUCAAGUAUCAUAAUAAUCUGGCUGACUAA
Messenger RNA from Echinostoma caproni, 594 nucleotides. The record is from the annotation of a GenBank genome assembly. NCBI's taxonomy places the organism in Eukaryota, Metazoa, Platyhelminthes, Trematoda, Plagiorchiida, Echinostomatidae.